AAUUGCAAUUCAUCUGAUUUCUCUUCAUAACAUUCUGGAGUAUAUGCAAAUUGCCAUCAUACAAACUGAGGCAGCAGACUUAGUGAAAAUUAAUAUUUGUCAUUCUCAAAACUUUUGGCCACGACUGUACAUUGUGCUAAAAUGGUCUCUACUGGUGCAGCGGUCUAAGGAAUGGCAUCUCGGUACUAGAUGUGUCCCUACAGACCCUGGUUUGAACACGGGCUGUAUAACAACCGGCCAUGAUCGGGAGUACAAUAGGGCGGCGCGCAAUUGGUGCAGCGUCGUCCGGGUUAGAGGGGGGGGGGGGGGGGGGGGGGUUGUUGGCUGGGGUAGAUUGCCUAAGUAUUACUUUUUGGCCUAUAAGAGAUGGUGCCGGUGGGCAGCAAGUGAAUGAAAGCUGUAGUACAGAAUGUCAAAGCAGUGCACUACAUAGACCCAGAAUGAGAGAACUCCUUUAUGCACAGAGGCUUGCUUAUUCUGUGGAUCUGGAAUGGGCAGCCCAAGUUUUCUGGUGCUAGGGUCCUGGUAAUUUAUUUUCAGUUGAGGAAGGUUCCGCAUCGGCAAGCCGCACACAUAAGCUCUGGUCCCGCGUGUUAUUUUUUUUAUGCUGGGAAAGAAUGAAGAAAAGCACAGCGUUUAAUGUAAACCAAUCCAUUCGACUCUUAGCAAGCAUACUCUUUUAUUUUAUUAUUCAAUUAUUGCUAGUCAUAUUAUUUGGACUUGAUUUGUAUUAUUUAUUAUCUUCAGUUUAUCUGUAGGACACAUUCUCACAAUUUUUCUAAUUUAACUCUAAAUAAUUUGUCAUUGUUUUCUGAAAGUGUGAUCAUAUCGGAUAAACACAAAGUAUGACCACCUCCACUUUUCUCAUUUUGACCCGCAAACACGUGUUAAUGGAUCCUCUUCACAUUAUUUCGUCUGACAAGGGCCUCUGCAUCUCAACCUGUAUUACUAGAUUGACGACAACCUCACAGAGGUCCUGUCUAUGAAGGAGGAGCUCCAGCAAGCUGUCAUUAACAAGAAAUAUAACUUAACAUCAGGUGUAUGUAUGGAAGUGAACUGUAACAGAAUACUCUCCAUGAGUUAUGACAUUAUACUGUACUAACAGAUUUACCUAACUUUAAUGUUUCAUUUUACUGCAUUUAUUAAUGUUUCUAUUUAAUAUUUCAAUUGAGUUUGUUUCCUUAAAUCGAUUCGAUUUUGUUGCCAUCCUAGCUUUGUGCGAGUGUACAGUAAAAAGACCACUUCACAUCAGAUUGUCACAACCUUAUUUUUGUGUACUACCUGCAGUAACCUAAUAUACCCUGCAACUCAUUACAUAUUCUCCCAUUAAAUAUAAAUACAAUUUGCCUUUGUUUCUGUAGGUUCAAUAGGUGUUACACGAACAGAUUUCUCACUAGGCGGCGGUCAUGCACAUUGACAUUCCUCAGGACACUGACCGUUUUGUCCAGAGGCUUAUUCACUACGAUAAUUCUGUUGCAAAACGUUUUUCUAACGGAAGCAAACGGGGACAUAACUCAAUUUGUCCAAUGGAAACUCGUUUUCGUUAUACGUUUUCCGUUUGGAGUAAAGGAUUUAUGUUGCAAUUCAACCGACGUAAUGAAUGAUGUAGUAGGAGGCUAGAAAAACAACGUGUAAAUCACCAUAGACGGAGUCCACGUCAACUUAUCUGAAGAAGUGUGGUCGGUUACUUAAUGAGGGGAAAGAGAACAACAUAUACUUUGUUUAUCAUCCCGGACAGGAAUUUACUGGUAUUUCGGUCUUGGUGAAUUGUAUCAGCGCGCCUGGGUGAAUUGUUCCCUAUAAAUCUCAAAGUAGUGACUUUCUAGUGCGGAAACCUACUUUGGAGUCACUGCCCGAAGGGACAUGUAGCUCAGGGCUUCGACUGUUCAAAACUUCGGAAUUCGUAGAUUUGUGAAUAAGAGGCUCAAACUGUGAACCAGAUGUUGAAAAGAUGACCAUUUAUCUUUGGAUCAUACUCUUGGCACAAAGUAGUAGAGCAAUCCAUGGACUCCUGUUCACCAAGAACCCCACCAACCUCACAGUAACCCAGGGCAACACGGCUCGCCUGGGUUGUUGCGUCGAGGGCCUGAGUGAGCCGGAGAUCGUGUGGAUGAAGGAUGGGGAGAAGCUGUACAGCACAGACCAGAUGUACAUCCCCAUCGAGCAACACCACUGGGAGACCUUCCACAGUGUGAAGUCUGUCCAGCAACAGGAUGCAGGGAAGUACUGGUGUGAGGUAGAGUUCCAUGGCUUGACCAUCUCCUCUGAGCCCGCCUGGAUAACAGUCGAGGGUGUCCCCAACUUUAUACUUGAGCCCCAAGAUGUAGCCACGUUCCCUGGGGUGCCCUUUAACCUGACGUGUGCUGCUGUGGGCCCCCCGGACCCUGUGGAGGUGCUCUGGUGGCUGGGGGGAGUACAGAAGGGUGAUGCCACCUCCUCACCAUCUGUACUCCGUGUUAACGGUGUGAAUAACAGCAUCAAGUUCUACUGCGAAGCCAAGAAUGCCAGAGGUAUCUCAGUAUCGCGAACAGGCACUGUGCACAUUAAAGUCCUCCCAGCAGCCCCUAAAGGUGUGCAGGUGGUCCACAUGGUGGACAACAAUGUCACGCUGGCCUGGAGCCCAGGCUUCACUGGACACUCUGACCUGUCGGCCUGCACCAUCCAGAUGUCUAAGAACUCUGGGAGGAAGGUGGAACUUCUGGACCAGCGUGUAAAGGUUCCACCAUUCCAACAGAUCCUCAGUGGGCUGAGCUGCUACUCCAACUACAGUGUUAGAGUGUGCUGUGACAAUGAGGUUGGGACCUCCCUAUUCUCUGGCUGGCUAGACUUUCAGACACCAGAAGCAGUGCCCUCUGCUGCCCCCCGGAACCUGACAUUUGACCUAACGGAGCAGCAGCUGUCCAUUAACUGGGCGACCUUGGAGGACGAUGAGCUGCAGGGGAAACUGAUGGCCUACAAAGUCCAGUGGAACCUGGGAGGAGAAGGACAGGAGGCUCUGUUCUUUAAAGAGAAUGUGGCCCACCUGUCCGGUGGAGGUCGUUUCUUCAACGCCACCUUCCACGUGUCGGCGUGUACAGUGGCUGGUUGUGGGCCCUGGAGCCAGCCUGUACUGGUCAUGCCCGCCUCAGCAUUGGCAGCCCAGAUGCAGAGAGGCCAUAUGUGGGUGGGUCUUCUGUUGGGCCUGCUGGUGGCCACCAUGGUGGGGCUUCUCUUGACAGUCCUAGUGCACCGCAGAGGGAAGGAGACACAGUUUGGGUCUGUCUUCAAUCCCCCAGGGAAUGAGCGCUUGGUGUCCUUCACUGCAGCCAGGUCAUUCAACAGGACCUGCCCCGAGCUCCCAGAAUCCAGCUUGGACAGUUUGGGUAUCAAUAACGAUCUAAAGGCCAAACUGCAAGACGUCCUGAUCCCAGAAAGACUACUGACCCUCGGACACAUGUUGGGAAAAGGUGAGUUUGGCUCAGUGCGUGAGGCCUUCCUAAAGAUGGAGGACAGUACUGUACAGAAAGUUGCAGUGAAGGUGCUCAAAACGGAUAUCAACUCGUCAUGUGAUAUUGAACAGUGCCUGAAGGAGGCUUCUCAUAUGAAGGACUUCGAUCAUCCUAAUGUCAUCCAGCUCAUUGGAGUGAGUUUGCACAGUCGGCCUCAGCAACGGUUGCCCAUCCCCAUGGUUAUCCUGCCAUUCAUGAAGCACGGGGACCUUCACACAUUUCUGCUCUUGUCCCGCCUUGGAGACGAGCCCUUUACCGUGUCACUGCAGAUGCUCAUACAGUUCAUGUUGGACAUCGCUCGUGGAAUGGCGUACCUGAGCAACAAAAGCAUCAUACACAGAGAUCUGGCUGCGCGCAACUGCAUGCUUAGUGAAAACCUGACAGUCUGCGUGGCAGACUUUGGGCUGUCAAAGAAAAUCUACAGUGGCGACUACUACAGACAAGGAUCUGUCUCAAAGCUGCCUGUCAAGUGGAUAGCACUGGAGAGCCUUGCUGACAAUGUCUACACUACUCAGAGUGAUGUGUGGGCGUUUGGAGUCACCAUGUGGGAGAUCAUGGCACGGGGACAGACCCCUUAUCCCGGGGUGGAGAACUCCGAAAUCUAUGAGUACCUCAUCAAGGGAGAGCGGCUCAAACAGCCACCUGACUGCCGAGACAACAUUUAUGAGAUCAUGCAUAGCUGCUGGAGCCCUGUUCCCAAGUGCCGCCCCAGUUUCCUGCACCUGAUUGACCAGCUGGAGGGGCUGUGGGCCAGCCUAUCCCCUGGGCCUAGCUGCAUUAAGGAGGCCCUUCUCUACGUUAACCUGGAGAAUGACAAGGGGGAGCAGGGGGCAGGGGCACUGGGCCCAAGGAAGGACCCCUUCUGGUCAGGAAUGCCCUGGCAGUGUGUGGGGAUGGAGGAGGAUGAGAAAGACUGGCUCGUGGUGUCUUCUGGGGCAGCUCUGGCUGUCGGUGGAGACUACCGCUACAUCAUCGGUCCUACCUGUCAUGGCACUGAAGAGGACGGUGGGAGGCAGGGGGACUCGAUGGAUACCUUGCAGCCAGACGUUAGGGAUGAGGAAUAUGAAGAUGCGUUCAUUAAUGUGUGAUUUUAUAUUUCCACCACCAUGCUGCCUCCCCUGCCCUCCUUAACUGACCUUGUGUACAGAUCUCACAGACUGGCAAGUUGGUUGUGGAGGGUUGGUCACUCACUACUGUCCUCCAGUGACGUUUCUGAAAACGAAUGGAUGCUCACCAGCAUGACCUAAUGGAGCAGAAUUGGAUUGAAGUUCAUAUCUCAAUGAACUUUUCUACCCAUUUUAUUUCCAGUUAUUCUGUCCUUUGUGUACAUUAUACUAUGACUUCACACCAAUACAUACACAAUCAGCCUUACUAUUACAAUGACAAAAAGCGCAGUAUAUUUUCGAUCUUGAGUGAUACACAGUUAACUUUUCAAUGGAAAACUCACUGACUGAGGCAUUAUUUAGUCUGUAUAUGUACCUUUUGAUGUUUUAGGGAAUGAAUUUAUUAACAAAUGCUGCCUACUAUAGGUAUUGAACAUUGGCGUUUGCUGCUUUGUGAACUUACUCCCUUUCAUACCCUAAACUCAAUAUAAUAAGCAGCUCCAGUCCAAAAGCCUCUAUUACACUUGUUCUUAUUUAACCUUAACGUUUUAAUGGACCACAACUGAAAUAAUCCUUUAAAGCAGUGGUCACCAAUCUGAGUUGAGAUCACUGAGUCCAAAAGCAAGACAAUCGCUACCGCUCAGAUGUAUUGUUUUACGUAACCUUACAUAACAUUAACCAGUUUAAAAACAGUAGUAUAGCAAUGAGGUCUGUGCAGUAGGCUAUAGGCAUAUUGUAUUUGCUUCAAUUGCCCUGACAAUGUUCACCAUUUUUUUUUCUGAAUUACAGUUAAUGUAAGGAAAUCAGUCAAUGGGAAAAAUUAAUUAUGCCCUAAUCUCUGAUUUCACAUGACUGGGCAGGCUCGCAGCCAUGGAUGGGCCUGGGAAGGCAUAGGCCCACCCAUUGGGGAGCCAGGCCCAGUCAAUCAGAAUGAGUUUUUCCCCAGAAAAGGGUUUUAUUAGACAGAAAUAUCCUCAGUUUCAUCUGCUGUCCAGGUAGCUGGUCUCAGAUGAAGAAGCUGGAAGUGGAGGUCCUGGGCUGGUGUGGUUACAUGUGAUCUGCAGUUGUGAGGCCUGGCAACAUUCCUGCAAUCAGAAUGCCACUUUCACACUCCCUCAAAACUGGCAUUGUGUGACAACUGCAGCACAAGGUGCACUUGUGUAAUGAUCAUGCUGUUUAAUCAGUUUCUUGAUAUGCCACACCUGUCAGUUGGAUGGAUUAUCUUGGCUUAAAGAGAAAUGCUCAAUAACCAGGAUGUAAACAAAUGUGUGCACAAAAUUUGAGAGAAGCUUUGUGCAUAUGGGACAUUGCUGGGAUCUUUUUUUCAGCUCAUGAAACAUGGGACAAACAAUUUACAUGUAGAGUUUUUCAUUUUUGUUCAGUUUAUAUUUCAAAAUGUGAGGUAGGCUAUAUGAUCACACCAGCAAUUGAUCAGUUGUAUUACUUGUAAGGCACAGCUGAGUGAGCAUAUAUUUGAAAUAAUAAAAAAUAAAUCUGG
Molecule: messenger RNA, 6089 nt
Organism: Oncorhynchus kisutch (coho salmon)
Lineage: Eukaryota; Metazoa; Chordata; Actinopteri; Salmoniformes; Salmonidae
Product: tyrosine-protein kinase receptor TYRO3-like
Exons: 19
Coding region: 1952-4576 (874 amino acids)
Biological process (GO): protein phosphorylation; cell surface receptor protein tyrosine kinase signaling pathway; multicellular organism development
Cellular component (GO): plasma membrane; signaling receptor complex
Molecular function (GO): protein binding; ATP binding; transmembrane receptor protein tyrosine kinase activity
Source: RefSeq, a predicted model, not a curated record